Molecule: messenger RNA, 3451 nt
Organism: Dromiciops gliroides (monito del monte)
Lineage: Eukaryota; Metazoa; Chordata; Mammalia; Microbiotheria; Microbiotheriidae
Gene: TIMM10B
Product: translocase of inner mitochondrial membrane 10B
Exons: 3
Coding region: 115-420 (101 amino acids)
Cellular component (GO): mitochondrial intermembrane space chaperone complex
Source: RefSeq, a predicted model, not a curated record
GGUAUCCUUAGUCCCGGAAUCGUGGGGCAGGCUUAGUCUGGCAUUGAGAUUGAGAGGCCUGGAUGGCUGGGACCCUGAACGCUCUGUACCUCUCCCUCUCGUGUCUGAGACUAGAUGGGGAAGGAGCUUCGGGACUUUUUGUUGGUGUACAACCGGAUGACAGAACUCUGCUUCCAACGCUGUGUGCCCAGCUUGCACCAUCGAGCCCUGGAUGCAGAAGAGGAAGCCUGCCUUGACAGCUGUGCGGGAAAACUGGUCCAUUCCAAUCACCGACUGAUGGCUGCCUAUGUCCAACUGAUGCCUGCCUUGGUACAACGCCGUAUCGCAGACUAUGAAGCAACUGCAGCACUGGCAGAGACAACUGGAUCUCCAUCAAGCCCCAUGGCUGACCAGCCUGGGGCUCCAGGCCCUGAAAGCUAGGGGGAUUCCUGUUCACCUACCACCUUGGGAUGGAGAGCUCAAAUAUAGGGCAUUCUGACAUGAGGACAGAGUAUAGUGUGACUUGGGCAACAUAGGGGGCUUUCUGGAGCCAUCCUGUGUCAAUUUCACAUGUUCUGUUGCCUACUAAAAGCCCUUAUGUCAUCAUACCAGGGGACCCACUAUCUACCACAAGGGGUGUUCAGACAGAAGGAGAGUGAGCAGGGCAUACUUUCCAAAUUCCAAAGGAAAUGAAUAGUACAAGGGGCUAGGACCAGAGAUGACUAAACAGAGAGAGAUGAUUGGAUCCUCAGAAGGGUUAGAAGGCAAGAGAGGGAAUUAUUCAUUCAUUAUAACCCUUCUGACACCCUGUCAUCAAAACCCAGAGAUAGCCUUUCUGUGAUUCUGAAAACCUCUGUAUCCUUCCCCUUGUCUGACUCUGCCUGUCAGCAGUAAAGUCCUUAUAAGUUUCUGUGGACUGUGUGUGCUUGCUUUAGUGGUAGCAGGGUAGGGAUUGGUUGAGACUUUUCUUAUCCCUCUCCUGGACAGGAGUCUAUCCAAUAAUUGGAUAUUGGAUUUAAGAAGCACUUUUGGAGAAGCUUCCUUAGGCAUCUUAUGUUUGUUUCUUAGUGGAUAAUUUCUUUGCUAAAUCCUUCCACAUAUACCUUAAAUUCUAUUCCCUGACCUCUCCUCUAAGACCUUGAUUCAACUGUCAUCCUUCUUUGUCUUCAUUCCCAUAGGAACAUCUUCUCUUGCUUUUCUGAUCCUUAAGCUUCUUAUCCUAAAACACAAAAACUUAUUCCCUGGACUCUGCUACUCCCUUCAGCUAUUGUUCUCUGUCUUCACUGUCAGACUCCUAGAAAGAGUAUUCUAUACUAAACUUUCUCAAUAUUCCACCUCUCCCACUUUCUCAGCACAUUCUUUGAUGCCCUGAAAUCUAGCUUCUGUCCCCAGCACUACACAGAAACAUUUUUCUGCGGUCACAAAUGACUGUCUUAUAGCCAAAUCAAAUAGUCCUUUAUUCCUCUUUGACCUUUGUAGCAUUGGACAAUCCCCCUCCCUCCCACACUUUUUUAUAUUCUCUCACCUAAAAGUUAAUGUUACCAAAACUAAAUUUAAUGUCUUCCCCACGCAUACUUAUAAUUUCCCUGUUUCUAUAGCUGCCACCAUUGUAUUCUAGAUACAGAGGUUUGCCUCUUGAGUCCUCUUUUACUGUUUUUUUUUCCCUUCCUAAGCCCAAACCAAUCAGUUUUCAAGGUCUGGGGGGCAGCUAGGUGGUGCAGUGAAUGAAGCACCAGCCCUGGAUUCAGGAGGACCUGAGUUCAAAUCUGGCUUCAGACACUUGACACUUACUAGCUGUGUGACCCUGGGCAAAAAAAGAUAUAUAGUUUUCAAGGUCUGUCUGUCUUAUUUAUGCAGUAUCUUUUACAACCACCCUAGCUCUAGUUCUGAUAUUAAUACUUAAGUUAAGGUACUCAUCACCUUUAACCUAAUCUAUGACCUUUAACCAGCCUCCUAACUAGUUUUUUUACACCUUCUUACCUUGCUAAUCCAUCCACAUAACUCUCAAAAUAAUCCUCCUAAAUGAUAAAGCUGCUAAUGUCAAACUGGCUCCAUGGCAAACAUGGUUCCCCAUUAUCUGCUGAUUACAGCCCAUACAACCUGGCAUUCAAUGCCCACCAUGAUUUGUCCCCAACCUACCUUGUCUUCAUUGCUCCUCUUCAUUUAAACCUAUACCACAACCAUACUCGAUGACUUGUUUUGGUUUUUUGGGGGGGUGGGGGUUGGGGGGAAUGCCUUAGGUUUUCUUGGCUCAUCCCUUCUACCUUACCCACUCAAUAUAAAUAUGACCAAGAAACUCCCUAUUUUCUUCAGUUGAGGUCUUAAAUACAACCCUUUGUCCCUUUCUUGGUACUUUUACAUCAUAACACCAGAUUGGAGUUUGACCUCCCAUCCUUAAGUAGCUGUGUGACCAAUUGUUAAGUCUCACUGAACCUUUUUGAACCAUAUCCUUUAAAACUAGAUAACAGCACUUGCAGUACCCUACCUCACGGGGUUGUGAUGAAAGUGUUAUACAUAUGCAUUAUUUGAAAAACUAGGAAAAACUCAUCUGGGAAUGGUUGCAUGGUAUAGUAGAUAGAGAGCUGGCUUCUGUUAGGAAGCCUUGCCUCUGAAAUAUAUUGGCUGAGGAGCCCUGGGAAAGUUACCAACCCUCUCAGUGCCUGGGCAGUUGUUUUAAGUAAAUUGUGGAAAAGGUUUCAAUCUAAGUGGGAGUUUCUUCAAGCAGGAGUUCCCUAUACCAGUGAAAUUACAACUUCACUCACUAUCUCCAUAUCUUAUUGAUGAGCUAUCAAUGGCAUGUUAUGGUACCAUCAACAUUAUAAGUAAUAGGAUAGGUAGUGGACCUGGGAUUUCAUUGGUAGGGGGCAAUUCCUGGAUGUGAAAACUUCUGCCAGCGCAUGUCGGUACCUUCUCUGUAACUUGGGAGACUUAGAUAAUUGUGGCAUUGAGGUUAAGUGAUACACUUGCCCAGGAUCACACUGGCAGUAUAUGUCGGAGGCAAAUCUUGAACUUGGGUCUUCUGACUGGGAGGUUGAUUCCACUAGGCCAUUCUGCCUCUUUCAUCAGAAUGUAAGGAAUUAAGGAUAUUCAAUAUGCAAAGGGAGGUCUGAACAAGAACAUUGACUAAAAGGUGAUGAAGCUUUAGAAGUUAAGACUUUCAGAAGAAAACAAAUGUAUUUUCAUCUUCCUAGUUACAUAUACUUAAAAACUUGAGAGUUUUAUUUGGAAAACUCCAUAUUUGGGUUGUUUGUUCAUUAGUAAGUAUAUGAACUAUUAUCCUUAUGUGCAUACAUGUCUUUACUAUAGAGAUUUUCUGAAUUCAAGUACCCCAUCUUCAUUCUUAUCCCUUGAGUGCCUAGCACAGUGCCUUGCAAAGCAGUUGUUAAAUGUAUUGUUUAUGUAUUUCUUAUUCUGUAACUCAGCAAGAGAUUGAACUUGUAUUAAGAGCUCAAUAAAGACUAUUUGAAUCAUU